AUGGAUCCCAAGCGCUUAUGCAAGAAAGAGCAUUGCCUAUAUCUAAAAAGUUCGGAGUUUAAAAGGGUCAAACAUUCUCUUAUUGUAUGCGUUUAUGUUGAUAACCUAACGAUUACGGGCUCACACUUGAGUUCUAUAACUUAUCUUAAGACCCUGCUUUCUGCAAAGUUUACUAUGAAAGACUUAGGCAACCUCCACUAUUUACUUAAAAUGGAGAUUAAAAGGAACCUCGAAAGAAAGACUCUGUGUCUGUCUCAACAAAAACACAUUCAGGACCUUUUGGAAAAGUUUGAGUUGCGUGGCUGUAAAGUAGCGCCCAUCCCACAAGCUAGAAGCGUUGUUUUAGAAAAGAAAGAGACCCUAACACCCGAACAGAUAGCGGCCCAGCCGUUUGGUUAUAGGGAUUAG
Messenger RNA from Phytophthora megakarya, 408 nucleotides. Lineage: Eukaryota; Oomycota; Peronosporomycetes; Peronosporales; Peronosporaceae. The record is from the annotation of a GenBank genome assembly.